Messenger RNA from Tetrahymena thermophila SB210, 10524 nucleotides. RefSeq lists its product as hypothetical. The transcript has 5 exons. The record is from RefSeq and is a predicted model, not a curated record. NCBI's taxonomy places the organism in Eukaryota, Ciliophora, Oligohymenophorea, Hymenostomatida, Tetrahymenidae. Gene Ontology annotation, molecular function: protein binding.
AUGAAUAUUAUUUUUGUUUUUUUAUUUGCAGUUUGCUUUGGAUUAGAAAACAAUUUUGUCUAUGAAUGGGAUUCUAACAAUUCAUUUGAAAUUUAAAAUGUUGUAUUCUAAAAUAUUGUAUAAUGCAACGAUGAUUUAGUAGCAUUUUCAGCAAAUAACUCAACAUCAAUGAGCCUACACUUUUUAAGAAACAUUAAUGGUACCUUAAGCUAAUUAAGUAACUUUACUUACUUAUUUGCAAAAGAUUUUGCUGUAUCAAAUGAUUGCUCUCUAAUGGCAGUAAUCGUAAAUAAAUCAAUAUCUAUUAUAUAAAUAAAACCAUAAUAAUAUGAUCUGGUAGAAUUAAUAAAUAUAUAAAGCUCAUAAUUUAUAUAUGCAAACAGAUUUAGCUGUGAUAAUAAGCAGCUCUUCUCAAUAGAUAUUUUAGGAUAAAUUAUUAUUUACAAUCUAGAUUUUUUAAGUUUAAAAGCAUCACAAUUGUAAGUUGAAUUUAGUGAUUCAAGCUACUAAAACUUAACAGGUUACUACUUUAAGUGUUUUAGUAAUCAUGGAAUUAUUUAAACUUUAAACAAUGCAAUAAGGAUAUUUUAAGUAGAUAGCUAAGAAAAUCAAUACAUUCUUAUUACAGAUAAAGCUUAUUUUUUAGAAACCAGUAUGCUCAGUUAGGUAGAAAUAACAAACGAUAAUAACUAUUUAAUAAUAGUAAAUUCUAAUUUUGAAAUAAAAAUAGGAAACUUAACUUAAAUUAAAAAAUUUUAAAAUCCUAAAUUCCUGUAAUAUUUUUCAAAUGGAUUCUAGUUAACUAAUAUGGGUCAGUCUUAGCUUUUGUAAAUCUAAGUUUCUAAAAACAACAAUUAUCUUUUUAUUUCUGUAAGAUCUUAAGGCAUUUAAAUUCUAGAAAUUACUGACGUCAACAACCCUAAACUCUACUAAAAUUUAUAAAUAGAUAAUGUUUAAUUUUAAUUUGUAAUGACUAAUUAAGACAAGUAUGGUUUUAUCAUAGGACUCAAGAUUAUAUAAACAAUAAUAUAAAAAUAAAUUCUAUCAGAUGACUUAUAUCCAAACCUUUUUAAUUUUCAUUAAGUUAUAAAAAGUUAUGAAGGUAGUACUUAUUUGAAUAGAUAAUAGUAAUGCUUUGUCAAUUAAGAUAGUAGUCUUUUUUAUGGUAUCCUUAGGGAAUAAGGAAUAGAAUAACUUGCUAUUAAUUAGUCCUACUAAUAUAUUUUUACUUUUAUGUAUUUCCCAAUUCAAGAUAUUUUAAAUUAUUCUAUUAGUGCCUUCCUUUUAGAUGAGUAAAAAGGAUAAUUUUUUAUGUCUUUACAGUCAGAUACAGAAAAUUUGUUAGCAGUACUUAAUAUGACCUAAUUUGAUAAUAACAACAAAAUUGUAGUUGUCAAUAUUCCUAACAAUUUAACAAUAAAUUAAAUGGCUUUAAGCCAUAGUAAAAAUAAUCUUGCAGCUACAUAUAAUAAAUCAGUUUUAAUAUUUGAUGUUUCAAAACCUAAUAAUAUGGUUUAGCUUGCUAGCAUUGAUCUUAGCAAUUAUGUCUUUUAAUUUUGCUCAAGCUUAAUAUUUGCGGAAAAUGAUAGGUAUUUAUUGAUAGUGGCUAAAUUUUAAGGAUUAAUUUUGCUAAAUAUAGAAGAUUUAAGUAAAUUCUAUUUAAGCGAAUUUUACAUUACUCAUUCAGCAGAAGAUAUAAUUACAUUUAGUUCAAAUGAGAAAUUAGCAUACUUUAUAGAUGGAUUUCAAGGAAUCAAAAUUGUAGAUUUAUCAUAAAUACCUAAAAUUAAAGUAAUUGGCUAGAUUUAAGAAUUUUAAGGUUGGGCUACUCAUGUAAUGCCUAUUUCUAAUGAUAACUUCAUUUUGGUAACUUAUACUCAUUUAGAAGCUAUCAAUUUAUUUGAUAUUAGAGAUAUUUAAAAUCCAAUAUUUAUAAGCCAGUUACAAUUGGAUUUAACAGAGUAUAAUUGUGCAUGCGUUACAACUGAUGAAAAAACUUUAUAUAUAACCACUUAAAAUGAUAUUUUUAGCUAUUCCUUAUAUUCUUAAUAAAAAAUUCACAAGUAAAUAACUAUAGAAUCUACUUAAUAUUUUGCUUCCAACUAGGAUUUUGCUCUUUAAAAUUAAAAUGUGAAAUUUUUAAUUGGAUAGAAAGCAAGUAUUAAAUUAAAUUUUAUUUAUCCUUAGUUAGACACAAAUAUUAUUAACUUAUACUACUAUAAAGAUUAUUAAAUUAGCUAACUACCAGGGUGGAUUAAUUUUUUAAGCAAUAAACAAAUUAUUCAAAUAAAUUCUAUUAAAGAUGGAGUUAAUGCUUAUUCUUAAAACCCUUCUUUAAAUAUUUUAAUCCUUGAAACUCAACAAUUCUUAACAUAAGAAAAUUUUGUACCAAUUGAUUAAGAUAUUUAGCUCAGCGAUGAUCAAAUAGGAAUUAUAUUUAAUACACUUUAGAAUUAUAAUAUUAUCAAUUAUAAUAACUACACUGACUUUGAAUAUUAUUCUCAGUACUUUAGCUAAUUUAAAAAUCAAAUUGCAGCCUCUUAAGAUUUUAAUGGAAAUUAAAAUUUGGAAAGCAUAUUCCUAUUUGUUUAAAAUACACUGCUUAAAAGCAAGAAAUAUAAUCCAAUAUACUUUUAUUUACAAAAUUCAUUAAGUUUUAAUUUCGAAAACAAUUAGAUCAGUACAUUAUCAUCUACUGUUACAGUCUCUUUGACAAUUGAUUAAGUCUUAGGAUAGCUUUAUAUGCAAGAUUUGCAUCAAUUUACAAUAAAAAACUAGUAAGGUGGUUCUAUUUUAAAACUAUUUGGGAAUGUAACUAAUAUAAACUCUGCAUUUAUUCAGUAACAAGUAAUAUUUAUACCAAAUCAAUAAGCGCCUUAAAGAAAUAUUGAUGAUAAUAAAAUAAUAGUGGAUAUUUUUAUAGAUGAUAACUUAAAUUAUCCUUUAAAAUUUUAAAUUGAUUUAAAUAAUGCAAGCUUUAUAAAAAUACUUGGGCCUAUAAAUGUAACAGAAUCAUUGUAAGAUUAGUUUGAUUUAGUUUACUAAGAUUCAAAAAUCCAAGUUGACUCUUAUAUAAUAUGUUCAUUCAAAAAGACUACCUUCAAUGAUACUCAAAAUCUUCCCAUAACUUACUAAGCAAGGUAUUAAUAAGAUAAUUAAAGAGAAAUUUCAAUAGAAAGCUCAAAUUGGUUAUAAUUUGUUUAUGAGAAAGCUGAUUUACGAAUAUAAGGCUAAGUACCUGAAUCUUUAUACUGGAGUGAUGUAAAAGUUACUAUAACAGCUUUUAAUGGAUACACACAACAAAGCGAUUCUUUUAUUAUGAAGGUAAGAAUUAUCUCAUUUUUACUUUUGUUAAAGACUUUUUUGCAGAUUACUUCUCCUAUUGCUUUUAUUUUUACACUCUACUAGUACAGAAAUAUUCCUUAUAAUAUCUAUUAUAAGUAGAAGCUUUUCUAUCAAAAAGAAGUAAUAUAAGUAAACAAAGAAUACAUUAAAAAAAUUCCCAUUUUAAAUCAUGAUUUCAGAAUAGCAAGAAAAAUUUUCAAGGCAUAUAAACAAUACAUUUAAGAAAAUUAUAUUUAGUAACAGUAAAAGCAAAAAAAGUUCUAAAAAGAAGUAAAAUUUAAAGACAAAACAAGUUUAGAUUUUGAAUUUUAUGAGCAAGAGUAGCAAAAAAAUUAUGAAAAUGAUCAAGUUAAUGACUAAGUUUUUUAGCUAGAAAGAACUUUUGAUAUAAAAACUAUGAAUAUAGAUUAAGAUAAUAAUAAUGACAGCCAAAACUCGGCAUAAAAUAUUCGCUUUUAAAAAUAAAUAAAAAGUGAUGUAGAAUAAAAAAGAAAAUCAUCCUCUCAAUCAAAAAAGAACAAAACUUUAAGUUCAGAUAGUGAUAGUGACGAAGAAGAGGAUCUGUUGACAAAAAUGAUAUAAGGGUAAACUAGAAAGAGAUCUGCAAUUAUAUACACAACAAAUGUAUAACAAUUCUUUAAGUCAUAAUAGAAUAAUAGUAAAUUAAAUAAAAUUAUAGAGCUUCUGAAUGGUUAGUAAGGUAAAAAUAUUGGAGAGGAAAAUUAAUUUUUAGCUUAUUUAUCAACAAAUUUUGUCAACAAAAAAGGCUGUUUGAAAACCAAAAACCUCUUUUAAGAUGUCCUUGAAGCAAAAUUAAUAUUUGUACAUAAGCGUAAAAAGUAUAAAAUAAGUUAAUUUUAGGACGAGUUAGAAAACUAAAAGUCUGUCCUUUACACUUCGCUGAAAUCAUUCUUUGCGAGAUACCUGUUGCAAAAAGAUAAAAAAGCAAAAAUUAUAUAUAGAUUUUUGAAAAAUCAAUGUAAACUGAGCUAACAAUAUACAUAGAGAGAUUGGUAUAAGUAUUUAAUUGAAAUUAGAUCAACUAAGGAAACAGAUAUUAAUGGACAAAAUAUUCCAUUUCCAAGACUUUAUGUAAAGUAGAAAUAAAUUCAAAGGUUAUUUUAAUAAUUAGGGUUGUUAAUGAAUUCAACUAAUGAGUAUAACAAUGAAAAUAACUAUGGUAUCAAUCUGUAUUUAGUAAUUGAAGUCAUUUUCUCAGAUGCCCUAGGUUUAUCAGUAAAAAAUAAAAAUUCUUUUUAACCAGUAUCAGGUGAAUCACUACAUUAUACUCAGUUUGCAAUAACAAGAGUAGAAGCGCUGAUUUAAAUUAAGCGUUCUUAUUGUUUACGAUAAAGAGAGUGUAUCGAUAAAAUUUAUAGAGCUUACGGUAGUAGUAAGAAUUCUUUAUUACCCAAUUGGAUGAAUGUUAGCUAAAAGAAAAAUUCAAUUAUAAUAAGCGGAGUCCCAAAAAAUUAAGAUGUUGAGGAAAUAGUGAUAAGAAUAUAUGACCGAUUCGAUUUUAUUGCAAUAUAAUACAAGCUUCAAAUAGUAAAUUCAGAUAAAAAGUUAAGUGAAUAGCACAAGAAAAAAGUAUUAGACUAACCAUAAAUCAGCACAAAUAAGAAUAUGAACAGUUUAAGAGAAAGUUUUGAAUCAGAAAGUAUAUAAACUGAUAAGCAGGAUAGUUAUCAAAUGCAUAAUAAUUCAAAUUUUAAAAAUAUAAAAACAUCAGAAGACUUAUCAAAAUCAUCUAACUAACAAGAAUUAUCUGAAUAAAUAGAUCAAAUGAAGCAAUGUAAUAAUUUUCAAUUCAUUUUCACUUCUCUAGGCUAUGAUGGAAUAUCUAUAUUAAAUACUGAUUAAUAAUACCAGCCUAUUUAAAAUAUAACUUCUAGCAACACAUAUGUAAAUGGAUUCGAUAUCACUCCAGACUGUGAAUAUCUUGCAAUGAACUAUAAAUAAAAUUUAACUAUCUUCUAGCUUAGCAAAUCCUCUCAAAAGUAUAUUCAAAUUUCAGCAUCAUAAGACUAAAUACCAAUAAAUGUUAUAGAUAUGGCUUUUAAUUUGAAUAAUAGUUUAAUAUAUCUUGUAGGAUCUUAAGGAAAUUUAUAAGUCUUUUAAUUUUUGAGUGAGACAGCAAAAAUAAAUCAAGUGAAAUUCAUUUUCUCUUCUUAGACAGGGUAUAUAAGUGCUUUGAAAGUUAACUUUUUUUCGUCCUACUAAAAUCUUAUUUUCUUAACGACUACAUACUCAGGAAUUUACGUAUUUGAGCAAAUGCUUCUACUUAAUAAUUAAAAUGAAUAAGUUUUUUUGUUUGAAAUAGGGAGCUACAAAUAGAUGCAAAAUACUAUUUUGAUGACAAGUGAUGGUUAAUAUUUAGUUUUAUUAAACUAAUGGAGUGGUAUUAGUAUUUUAAAUAUAAGUUAACUUUAGUAAUUUUAAUAAAAUAAUUAAACAUGCCCCUUUAAUACUGUAAUAACUAAUUGGUGGCCAACUUCAGCAUUAAAUCCAUCUCCAAUUGAUGGUGCAAUUUCAAACAAAGACUAAUAUUUAUUUGUUUCAGCUAGAUCAUAAGGUAUCUACAUAAUCGAUAUAUCAGAUAUCUAAAAUCCAAUAUUAUUUUAGCACAUUGAUUCUGAUGGAAGUUCUACUGCAAUAUUGUUCUCUUCUCAAAAAAAUCUAAUAUAUUUAUCAAACUCAAUUUCAAUUAAAAUAUAUUCUUAAGUAUCUGCUUAUCUAAGUAACUAAUAUCCAAAUUUGUUUAAUAUGCAUUUAGGAACAGAAGAGCUCGCAAGUAUUCCAGCUUAAUACAAGUGGAGGUGUUAUAUUAAUUCAUAAAGUUCAAAUUACUAUUGGGGAGCCUUUGAUGAUAUAGGAUUAGUAUUAGCAAAAAUUAAUGAAGAUGGCUAUUUUUAGUUAAGCAGAAUAAAUAUUACAAAUUAAAUAAACUUACACUCAUUUUAUGUUGACUCGCUGCUAUUUGAUACGAGCCAAUAGCUCUUAAUUUUACCUCUAGUUAACUUCUAAUAAAUAUUAGGAAUAUAUAACAUUUCUAAGAUAGAAGAACCUACUCUUAUUUCUACUGUUAACUCUAACUAUUUUGCUCGAUUAGAAUAAUUAGCUUUCAACUCCAAUAAAACAUUAAUAGCAGCAAGUUUUGGUUAAUCAAUUCUGAUAUUUGAUAUAUCUAAUAUUAACAGUCCUAAAGUUUUUAAUUAAAUUCAAUUGAAUACACUAAUUUUAUCCCAAUGCUCAGGAAUAAUGUUUGCAUAAUAAGACAAGUACAUAAUUAUAAGCUCUAGAGGUUAAGGAUUUAUGGUAUUUGAAUUCUAAAGUCCUCAAAAUAUUACACUUGUUAAUUAGUAUUUAACUCAUGGAGGUGAAGAUGUUAGGCCAUUAAAUAAUAACAAUUAGUAUGCAUUUUUUAUAGAUGGAUAUAAUGGUGUUUUAAUUGUGGAUUUACAGAAAUUACCAGACAUAUCUAUUAUAAGUACUAUCUAGCUUGAAGGAUGGAGCAAUCAUGUACUUCAGUUUGGAUAAACUGGAUAUGUCAUAAUUUCUACAGUUGACAGAGGGAUGAUUUAAUUAUUUGAUUUAAGCAAUAAAAAUGAACCUUUGUUUAUAAGUUCUUAUCAAAAGUCAAAUCAAAAUGCAUACUCUACAUGUAAGACUUCAUCGGAUAGUUAUUUAUUUAUAAAUAACCAAUUUGGAGUCUAAACACUUCCUUUGAAAAGUGAUUUUUUUAUUCAUUCAUCUUUUAGUGUUUUAUAUUCUGACUCCAAUCAAUUUCAUCCAAUAAGUAAUUUCUUUGAAGUUGGCUAGAACAUUUUACUAUCUUUAAAGUUUAUCUACCCUUAAAAUGGUAUUUAAAUAUCAGAAAUCACAUAUUACUUUAAUGAUUAAGUUUAAAGUCUUCCUUCUUGGAUGGAUUAUUCAUCAACUAACAGCACCAUAAAUAUUUAAGUAUCAAAUUAAGGACUCAAUUCAAAUGAUAUAUCUUUGAACACAAUUUUAAUUAAAUCGCAGUUACCUGUCGAUGAUAUAAUCAAGUAACUUUGCUAAAAAUAUUUUAGCACUUAAAAUAAUUUAAGUCAAAUCAUAUUAAAUUUCUUGAUUAACAGUGGAAUUAUCGACAAAAAGUAUUAUUUGAAUGUAGAAGAUUUGUAAAACGGCAUUAAAGAGUUACAAAUUCAACAAAAUACUCUCUUUUAGUAAUUAAACAUUGACAAUUAGUUAUAAAUUUCACUCUUAUAAAAACUAAAAUAUGCCUUACUAAAAUCUGUUUAAUUUAAUCCUGUUUAUUUUUAUAUAAAAUCUUCUCUUUUUUUAAAUUUAAAUAAUACAUCAGGAAACGUUAUAACAACAAAGUCUUAGUCUGCAUCCAUUUAAAUUCAAGCAAAUCAAACUCAAGGUUAAUUUUAUGUAUUAGAUGAUAGUGGAGUAGCUAUUACAUAUUUUAACAACAGAAGUACAAUUCAAUUAUCAGGGGAUACGAGACUACUUAACUUUAUUCUUUCUGAGAAAAAAAUUAUCUUCAUUAACAAUACAAGCGAAUUUGACGUGGAUUAAAUUUAAUUAGGCAUCUCGCUUCAAGAUAAUAUUAAUAAUCCAAUAAACAAAUUUUGCUCCCUAUAGCAAGCAACAUUUAUAUCGAUAAAAAAGCCUAUUUUUUUAGCAUAGACUUUACAGGAAGUGUUUGAAUAGUAUUAUUCUAAAGGGAUAAUUUAAGUUGACUCCUAUCUUUAUAUUUAAUUUUAAACAUAAAUUUUUUAGGAUCCUAACAACUUUUAAUUGCAAUUUAGUGCUUAAUAUGAGACUUAAAACACACCAGUUGAAGACAUAAUAGGUUCAGGAUGGCUCUAAUUUAGUUAUAAUUCUGAUUCCCUCAAGCUUCAAGGAUUAGUCCCAGAAAGUCUCUUUUUAAACGAAAUUACUAUUACAAUAUAAGCAUAUAAUGGAUAUCAAUUAUUAGAAGGUCAGUUCAAAAUGUAUGUAAAUGCAGUUUCGUUCACUUAUUUGCUAAAUAUAUUCCUAAAAGUAGUUGGUCCCUUAGCUGGUGUUAUCGGAUUUUAUAAAUAUAGACACAUCCCAUAUAAUAUUUUAUACAAACAUAGGCUUUUUAGCUCAAUAGAAACAAUCCAAGUAGAUUAAGAAUACAUUAAGAAGUUUCCCUUACUUAAUUCCGAUUAUAGAAUAGCAAAAAAGAUUUUUUCCUAAUACAAGCGUCACAUAAUAAAAAUAUAGGAAAGUGAACAUAAAUAGGAACAAUAAAAAAUAAAAAAUGAAUAACUAAAUAACAAUAAAAGCUUUAAAGCUCUCAGCAAUAACUCUAUAUUAUCUCAUUAAGAUAAAAAUAUGUAUACAUCGGCUUAUAUGAACAAAAGAAAAUCAAUUGAAGAUCAUUCUUAUUUCUAAAAGAAGUAGAGGAGAAGCAUUUUUUCACCAAAUUAUCAUUUAUCAAAUAGUAAAAAUAUAGAUGAAAUAAAAGAAGAAAAUAGUAAAAAUAUAGAUGAAAUAAAAGAAGAAGGCAUAUAUCCUAACAACCCAACUGAAGAAGUUAAUGAAUCAUAUUCAAUAAAAAAAGAAACAUCUUUUUAGAAUGAGUCAAAAUCUGUUCUAAAUUCUAAAUUUAAAUUAGCUUAAUCGAUCCGAGGAAUUAAUGACUUCGAAAUUCAAAAGAUAGAAGAGGUAUAAGAUUCUUUUAUUUAAGAUGUUGAGGCAGAAACUAGAAAAAUAUCAUCUGGUAAAAGAGAAAAAACUCUAAGUUCAGAUAGUUCCGAUGAAGAAGUAGAAAAUAAUCUUGAUAAAUUAAUUGAUGGAGUUCAUAAAAGAAGAAAGAUGGAUACAAUUUUAAAUUCAUAAAUUAAUAAUCUCAGUAAUUAAGAAACUUAGUUCUAAAGUUUCAUUAAAAAAUAUCAGUAAAAGGAACUAAAUGAAAAGAGUAAAUACAGAACUGACUUUAGAGACUAUGUAGUUAGAAAAUUUAUGAGAACUAAUGGUAAACUCAGAAUGCAUCAAAUCAUUGAGGACAUUAUUUAAUCAAAUCUUUAAGUAUCCAUUAAAAGAAAGAAAGUUAGUAUUUUAAACUACAAGGAUGACUUAGAAAACUAAAACUCUGUUUUGUAUGUGUCUUUGCUCUCAUUUUUUGUAAGGUUCUUGUUAUCAAAAAACAAACCAGCGAAAAUUGUAUAUAAAUAUAUUAAGAAAUAUUGUCUCAAAAAUAACCAAUAUACUCAAAGAGAUUGGUACAAAGCAAUUGUUGAUAUUAAAGCUACAAAAGAAACAGAUAAAAAUGGAAUCAAUGUUCCUUUUCCUCACUUAUCGAUUAAAGAAGAAGAAUUUUAGAAAUUACUUAAAAAAAUGUCUAUUAAUAGGUUUAGCUAACACACCUACGACACUAAUAAUAACUUGAAGAUAAAUCUAUACUUAGUGAAAGAGGUGUUAUUCGCAGAUACAUUAGGUUUACAUACUACAAAUAUCAAUUCGUUUUAGCCUACAUUUGGAGAAUCUAUUCACUUCAAUUCAUCUUAAAUAAGCUCAGUAGAGGCUUUAAUACCUAUAAAACACUCAAAAUAUCUAAAAAUUAAAUAAUUUUUAAAUCUAGAUAAUAGAUAAUAUGGCUGUAGUUAAAACUGCAAGCUCCCUAAUUGGGUUAAUUUUAAUUAAAAAUCUAAUGUAAUCAUUCUUCAUGGUAUACCACUUAAACAUGAUGUAGAAGAUAUUCUGAUAAGAAUUUAUGAUGUAGAUUCAUUUAUUUUACUUUAAUAUCAUUUAAAAAUUGUCAACAAGAAUGUGGAUUACUAAUUCAAUAAUUAAUAAUCUAUGAUUCAAAUAAAUUAAACUUUUAAUAUGCUAGGCUCAAUUUCAUAGUCCAAAUAAUUUGCUCCAUUUAAUUAACGAAAUAAAAAAUAUGAGAAUUCUGUAAUUUACCAAAGAACCUAUGAUAAAAAUAAAUAUAAAACCAUCAAAGAGUUACUUGAUGAUGAUGAAAAUAAAGAUACUUUAGGAAUAUCUAAAAAUGAUGAUAAAUCAUUCAAUGCUAUGGAUUAACUUGAGAUAAAUACUGAAUUAGAAGAAAGAAACAUGAAUAUACCACAAUUUUCUAAAUAUUUAAAAGAAAGUAAAUUUGAAAUGCAAAAUAGUAAAAACCAUAAUUAAUUUAUGUCUUUUAGCAAAUGA